CAACAGUGGUCGGUUUUGAGUCGGUACACCUUUUUAAUCUCGACCCAGGUUCGGUUGCUGUCAAGUCUUGGCAUUCUGGGACUGUGGCUGUAUCAGAGAUCCCUUGUGCGGCUCAUCCUCUCUAGCGUACGAGUAACAGUACGACAGGAGAUGGCUGAUGGAUCAUCACCGGGCCACCCUACCAGCGUAUUUCCUCGACACACUGCGGCGUCGCGAAGACCUUCCGUAACGUCCUGUCGAUCAGGCUUAGCAUCAGAUCCUGUUGGGGUCUGUCGAACGAGACGCCAGGCACAACGAGAGAACACCCUCCGUUUCCCCUGUGUGCCCCCCGUCUGCUGACCGCCCAGGGUAGUCUUGGAACUUCUUGGAACUGAAACUGCAAGCGAGUCCAGUACCGCAACCAUGUUCAUGUCUAAAGGGAAUAAGGUAGUAUGCUUGUUGUCUUCUCAUUGCUUGGUACGAGGAGUACUCCGUAUACGAGCUUUCGAAGUGGAGGACGACAACCAUCGACGAUACCGCAGGCGCGGGAUUCGGCUCACAUCCUAGUCCAGGAACCUCCCCUUCCAGCCUCCCCGCGUCCAGCAUUUUGGUGCUGUUCGACAUCAUCAGCGCAGCCCCGACGAGUUUUGAACGAGUCCCAUCUUUUGCGGCUAGCUCAGUCCGAGCAACCAUCGCAAGCCGUCAUAGCCCAUGGCCCUGUCUCUCCACCCCCUUUCAGACCCUUUCCAUCUGGUAUCCCGACUCUGAGACGUUUCUGGUCCUACGCGGCAGGCCGAUCAGAGUUUGACGCCUUCUAGUCGAGGCCCUUUUCGUCCAAACUUGGGGCUUCAACCCAUGCCUUCGUCACUUAGUCGAAUGGAGACUCGCGAAUGGACCAAGUGCCGUGCCAAAAGGGGGGGUGCCUUGUCAACUCGUCUGUGGAGGGACGAAGACGCAGAGGUCGUUGAGCAAGAUAUAAUAUCUUCUCAAACCCGCUCAUCAGCCCACCAUUGCCUGACCAUCCGUACAUCUCAUUCCACUGUUGGCCCCUGAUCGCUUGACGCGACCCUUCAUUCCUUUCUCUUGUAAUCCAGUUGCUGUCAUUUGCUGCCGGUCAGCCAAUCAUUCUUUUCAAGAUGCACUACCCAUCCUUUGGCCACUUCCUCUUGGCGAGCAUCCUUGCCGUCCAAGGUGUUCAGUCGUUGAACCUCAUCCCCACGGGUCAGGUCGCCAGACGCUAUGUAGCUCCCGCCUUGGCACUCGCCAUGCCUGCCCUGGCUGCGCCCCAGGCUGCCAGCAUCGAGGCUCGUGAGCCUCACCACCGCGGCAAGAAGACCAAGAAGGCCAAGGCCGCCAAGCGCGAGGAGUCUGCUGUUGACGAGGCCCUUGAGGCCCGUGAUAUCGAGGCUCGUGAGCCCCAUCACCGUGGCAAGAAGACCAAGAAGGCCAAGGCCGCCAAGCGUGAGGAGUCUGCUGUCGAUGAAGCCUUUGAGGCUCAUGACAUCGAGGCCCGCGAGCCCCACCACCGUGGUAAGAAGACCAAGAAGGCUAAGGCCGCCAAGCGCGAGGAGUCUGCCGUCGACGAGGCUCUCGAGGCUCGUGAUAUUGAGGCUCGUGAGCCCCACCACCGCGGCAAGAAGACCAAGAAGGCCAAGGCCGCCAAGCGUGAGGAGUCUGCUGUCGAUGAGGCCCUUGAGGCCCGCGAUGUCGAAUCCCGCGAGCCCCACCACCGCGGCAAGAAGACCAAGAAGGCCAAGGCUGCUAAGCGUGACGAAUUUGUCUCUGAGGAGGCCGUUGAGUCUGCCGAGCACGAAAUCGAGGCCCGUGAGCCCCACCACCGCGGCAAGAAGACUAAGAAGGCGAAGGCCGCCAAGCGCGACGAGUCCGCCUCCGACGAAGCCAUCGAGUCUGCCGAGCACGAGAUUGAGGCUCGCGAGCCCCACCACCGCGGCAAGAAGACCAAGAAGGCGAAGGCUGCCAAGCGCGACGAGUUCGCUUCUGAGGACGCUGCCGAGCACGCCGUUGAGGCUCGUGAGCCCCAUCACCGCGGCAAGAAGACCAAGAAGGCCAAGGCCGCUAAGCGCGACGAGUACGCCGCCGUUGAGGCUCGCGCUUUCACCGCUUAAGGGGGGUUGUCCAACUUUGUGGCAGACAUGGGGGCCAACAACUUAAUGCUCUGACCCGGGCAACCCUUGAGUUGAGACGACCGCCAGUUCUUCCUUGUAUCUAGAGUCCGAAAUUCACAGCAAAUUACAUCAAGUUCGGAUUCGGUUGACUGGUUCGGGUUCGCAAACAAACUUGGCCAAUGCUGUGUUGUGUAGACUAGAAAAUCAGCUUCUCAUUUUUCCAUAUAUUUUUAACAGUAAUAAUGACAGUACCAAAGUGCAUUUUCUCUUGGCCCAAACAUGUCCUUGGUCGUGCGUCGUUGACCGUGAAACUCUACUGCCGUCGCAAGGCCGGCAGACUUCGGUCUGAUUCUUUUUUCUCCUUUGCUGCUUGCAUGAACCGCAACGUGUUGCGACGAAAUUAGUGUUUCGCCUCAAAGUCAUUCCUGACGUUGGGAUGAUGUCGAAACAUCUCGGAGCCGGACCGGCCGCCCAUUGCGGAGGCGGGGUGACUGGGACACCCCUCGCUAUCGCGCUCGUAACGUCCGUAUGGUGGAUGCGAAAGCAGCGGAGACCCCGAUCAAGAUCCCAAAGACCAGUUGACGGACAUCCAUGGUGGGAAUACGCGAAUAAUUGACCCGGGACUGGCGUUAUCCGAAAAUGCCAUGACGUGUGUCGUUUGUUGGAGCCACACGACCCAGCGACUUGGAGGCUCACGGAUUUCCACCUUGCCAAGAGUUAUUGUUCGAACGUGAUCUACCAGGGGCGCCCAGUGAUUCGUUUCGGAAAGGAUCAUUGCCAGGAACUGCGAGCCUAGGGUCGCAGCAACUCGUCGAGAUCGCUUUCGGUCCUUUCCCCAAGAACCCCCGUGGUCUUC
Messenger RNA from Colletotrichum scovillei, 2961 nucleotides. Its product is annotated as alpha-galactosidase. NCBI's taxonomy places the organism in Eukaryota, Fungi, Ascomycota, Sordariomycetes, Glomerellales, Glomerellaceae. The record is from RefSeq and is a predicted model, not a curated record. The transcript has 3 exons. The coding region runs from base 1116 to 2105 and encodes 329 amino acids.